Messenger RNA from Ceutorhynchus assimilis (cabbage seed weevil), 672 nucleotides. Lineage: Eukaryota; Metazoa; Arthropoda; Insecta; Coleoptera; Curculionidae. The record is from the annotation of a GenBank genome assembly.
GUGGGGGUCAGUGGGGGACAUUUUUGUAUUUGUUUGUUUUAAUUUGUUUGUAUGCUAGCUAAUGCCGUGAAUGCCAUUGCCAAGUGUGCUUUGCUCGUGGUCUGUCGCUGGGUAUUUAGCUUUCUCUGGUUGGUUAGUUUAAAAUCGUAUGUGGUUUGAAGCUAGUUUUAACAGUUUUGUUUUUUGCGUUUGUUAAAAGAGUGUAGUAGAGAAGAGAGAAAUCCAUUCUAUUUGAUAAUCAACUCCUUGGUAACCUGCUAACCAAUGGGUAACCCUGUAGGCGCUGCCGCAGUUGCUGGAGUUAUUCCGGCUUGGAAAAUGCAGGCAGCAUAUGAGGUGCAGCAAGCCUUAGUGGCCCCAGGAACUCCUGAGCAGAAGCAUCAAGAGAUACUGGAGAUAGUUAAGAACAAUCCGGAAAUGUUGGCUGCAUAUAAAAAGUUUCUUCAGAUGGAGAAGUUUAUGGCCGAGAAGCAAGCGCUCUUUGCCAAACGUGCCCAAGAGGCAAAGCAGAUGAGGGAUCAACCAGGUCCUUCCACUCGACGCUGAUCAGCAAAUUUAUUGAGCAAGAUCUUGUGGCAAUUCUUCUCAUUAGCAGUCACAACAAAUACUAUUAAUAAUAAUGUUUUUUAAAAAUGUAUAAUCUUUCUUAAAAAUAUAUAAUCUUUCUAAUAA